GCUGAAUAGCCACCCACUCUUUCUGCCUUCCGUGAAUCCUGACCUCUUCCCCUCUCGCUUCUUUCGCCAAAGCACCGUCUGGCGACCUAUCAAGGAACUUCUAAGUGCGCAGGCUUGCAGAAAAUCCGUUCAUGAUGGCCCAGCAGUCGGUGGUGCCUGGCUCAAGCUCUGCGGUCAAAGAUGCCGAGCUCGGCAGCCACAAACAUUCCAACGUCCUGCCGCUUAUCUCGGACCUGAUGUCUAUGAAAACCACUCAAUCAUCUCCCGAUCGUGACAUAUCCAGUGGACUGGAAAACCGCCCCGUGCCCGCAGCUUUGCAGAGAAAUGACUCCCGUGAUACCGAUACGUUUCAGAUUUUUCCUAUGGAGGUUGACAAUCACAAUCCUCCAAUCACGGCACACAGCACAUUUGAGCGGGGAACCGGCCCUGAAAUCCAACGUGGCUCAUCGAUUCCGAUACCCGGGUCAAUCCAGGAGGAUGUAUCAUGCGACAUUGGAAGCGGACAGUCCACGAAGUUGACUUCGAACGAGCUCACUGUGAGCGCGCUGCAUGAUAUGCUUUCUGCCUCUAGCCUUACUGGAAGUGCCAGCCAAGAGUCCGUUCACAAGCCUCCGAAGCCCCCAAAGCCGGCUUUCCUAUCCGAGCUACAAGUUUUUACUUCCCCUGCGUCUGAGAAAGUCCCCGUCAUGGAUUCCGGAACGACACGUCAGAAAAGAAACGUAAUAGGCGCAGAUCCUCCAUUCAUCGCACCACGGGAGGGACAAAGGUUUUCUUUGCGUCUGUUCAACCUAUCAUCGACGGGACGAUAUCAGGGACAUGAAGCACCGAAGCAAAUCCAGAAGCCCUGGACCAGUCAUAGUUCCUCGUCGUCGCGGUUACUUUCGCGCCCUAUACAAUAUCCGAAAUCGACAGCCUACGCCUUGAAUGAAAUUUCAAAACGGCCAUUGCCGGCACCUUUUCCGAUGGUAGAUGAACCGUUUUUCCAGCAUGACACUGAAUCAUUCGGUCUCAACGUGAGCGACACUACUCAGCUUCCUGCUUCUGACGCAUUUCGCCAGAAUCAGCCACAGGGAGAACGUUCGUUUGGCCACUUUCUGAACACGCAUAUAUGCAAGCCCCUCCAAACGACAUGGCUACGGAUCAAGGAGAAUGAGUGUGCUAUUGUCAGCUUAUUGAUAGGACAGCGAUCCGAGCAGCAUCUCUUAUCUCAGUCGAAAUCAUGCUCGUUCCAUGUGCAUGUCAAUUGGCCAAUCGCACAACCAUUUGCUAGAGAUCGUGGUCGUCUCAAGGAUGCCUUUGUCCCUUCCUCCAUGUCUACGGCACACCUCCUCAGGGUUGACAUCAUUGUUCCACUUUUUCUUCUGCGCAUGAUUUGGUCAUUGAAGGCCGCACUCCUCAAGGUCGUAAGGUCUGCAGCUCUCUGUGCACUUAUUGAUCCGCUUCAGGCUCUCCUUCAUUUCUUCGUCAUGGUCCUACUUUUUCUAUUAGAGACAGCCGGUGUUAAUGUAUUUAUACAACCCAGGGAGGCCCAUAGUGUCUGAAGUCCUAGUGGUAUAAGACGCACGUGCAGCUGACCAAAUGGCCCAGCAUAAAGCCGUGGCCACCAAGGAGCUUUACUCGCCGGGAGGAGGGGGGGCCCGGCACAUCAAGAGCACAUUGGGAGCUGGCUACUUGAAAUGUUUCUAUCAUAGCAUGUGAUUGUUGUGUACUUCCUUACACAAAUGAUGAACCCAAGG
Aspergillus saccharolyticus JOP 1030-1 is the source of this 1736-nucleotide messenger RNA. RefSeq lists its product as uncharacterized. The coding region runs from base 132 to 1541 and encodes 469 amino acids. The record is from RefSeq and is a predicted model, not a curated record. Lineage: Eukaryota; Fungi; Ascomycota; Eurotiomycetes; Eurotiales; Aspergillaceae. The transcript has a single exon.